AUAAUUCGCUGAAGGACCCGAGUACGGUGCACUCGUCCGGCCCGGCUUGAUUUUGUGUCACCUCGCUCCUCCUUUUACCUUUGUUGUUGUCUUUCUGGUUUAAAGAAGGAAGAUGAAGUUCACCUUAAUAGUUCUUGCGGCGAUCUUCGCUGGCUCUUACGCCCAGAGUCUAGCGGAAUUACAACAGCUGUUCGAGCAAGCCGUUGGAGGGCAGUCGGGCAGCGGUGGGUCGUCUUCCGGGAACAGACCCAAUAGACCAAACAGACCUUCAGGGGGUAGCUUUGGAGGCGGAUUCGGACAACAAGGUGGCUUCGGACAACAAGGUGGCUUUGGCCAAGGUGGCUUCGGACAACAAGGUGGAUUCGGACAAGGUGGUUUUGGCCAGGGUGGAUUUGGACAACAAGGAGGAUUCGGACAAGGUGGUUUUGGCCAGGGUGGAUUUGGACAACAAGGAGGAUUCGGACAACAGGGAGGCUUUGGACAAGGUGGAUUCGGCCAGGGAGGAUUUGGACAAGGUGGCUUUGGCCAGGGAGGCUUUGGACAAGGUGGUUUUGGCCAAGGAGGAUUUGGACAACAAGGUGGCUUUGGACAGGGUGGGCUUGGCCAAGGACAAGGAAACUGCAAAUACUUCUGCAGGCGGCCAGAGGGAUAUGUGUGUUGCUAACACGACAUACGAACAAAAAUACAAAAGCAACUCAGAGUAUGUUGUUUGAUUUCAAUAAAUUUCUCAGAUAGAA
Penaeus vannamei (Pacific white shrimp) is the source of this 737-nucleotide messenger RNA. Its product is annotated as heterogeneous nuclear ribonucleoprotein A3 homolog 2. The record is from RefSeq and is a predicted model, not a curated record. Lineage: Eukaryota; Metazoa; Arthropoda; Malacostraca; Decapoda; Penaeidae.